ACAGUUCCAGCGUGUGGAAGAAAUGGCGGACGCAAUGAACGUCGGUGUGAAUUUAGAAGCAUUUUCUCAAGCAAUAAAUGCUAUUCAGGCACUUCGUUCGAGUGUAACAAGGGUUUUUGACUCUCUGAAAGAUGGAAUGAAAAACAAAGAAACCCUUGAAGGACGCGAAAAGGUUUUUAUUACCGAGUUUCAAGAUAACCUGCAGUCUGUGAAUCGUGACUUGAAUGAAUUGGAACGCCUCAGUACGCUGGUUGGCAGACCUUCAGAGAGUCAUCCCCUUCACAACAGUGGCCUGUUGAGUCUGGACCCAGUUCAGGACAAGACUCCGCUGUACAGUCAGCUCCUUCAGGCUUACAAGUGGUCUAACAAGUUGCAGUACCAUGCUGGCUUGGCGUCCAGUCUUCUUAACCAGCAGUCAUUGAAGCGCUCAGCUAACCAAAUGGGGGCAUCUGCCAAGAGAAGACCCAAAGUCCAGCCCAGUACCCUGGUUCUGCCACCACAGUAUGUGGACGACGUGAUAUCAAGGAUCGGCAGGAUGUUUCCAGACAUGUCGAUUGAACUCUUCCGACCCAACGGGACGUCAGCAGUACUUCUGGUGACAUUGGGGAAGGUGCUGAAAGCCAUUGUGGUGAUGAGAAGCCUGUUCAUAGACCGGACCAUCGUGAGAGGAUUCAGUGAGAAUGUGUAUUCCGAGGAUGGCAAGCUGGAUAUCUGGUCAAAGUCAAACUAUCAGGUUUUUCAAAAGACCGUGAGGAAGGCGAGAGAGAGAGAGAGGGAGGAUGGCACCUCUCAGCUUCCCCUCCCAUCUGUCACUGCACUGCCAAGGUUACGGAUCACGCCACCACUGCUCUGCUGCACUACCAACUUCCACAAAUGCCCGACGUGGUGGUACGGUCCUUCAUGACCUGGCUAAGAAGCUACAUCAAGCUGUUCCAGACCCCGUGUCAGCGCUGUGGAAAGUUCCUGCAGGAGGGUCUUCCACCGACCUGGAGAGACUUUCGUACCCUGGAGGCCUUCCACGACACAUGCAGGCAAUGAGGAAACGGUGGGGAAAGGUUCCAUUAGAAACUGCUCUGACAACUCAUCUGAUAAGACUAGAGCAUGGCAAGACUUCACCUUCUCUUCAACCUCUGUCUACAUUGUGCAUGUAGAGCAACAACCCCGGGAUUUAUAGACUGUCAUGCCUGUUAGUCCACUUCCUGGUUGAAUAGGCAUCAGGCAGCCGACUGGGUUGGACUGGGAUGGAGAGAGGGCUCCAGUAAGUAGGGGGAAUUCCAGUUUACAGACAUCAACAUCAGAAUUAAAAUCUGCCAAGACUGCCACCGUUGACUCUUCCAUCAUUAACAUGACAUGAAUGUUGUUUUGGUCUGUAAGUCCCCCCUCCCCCGCUGUGUAUGAUGAUGUCAUAUUAAUGAGUCUACCUUUAACCUAAUCUCACACAGCUGUCCAAAUGUUUGCCUUAUAGAGUAUUGUUCAUUGCUCCUACUCCAGUCCCCUGGUUGUGCGGGAACCUAUAUUUCUGUCUACCCAACUCUCCAAAUAACAAAAUAAAAAGUUAUUUUGUAUCAAAGGUAGAGCGAACAUAUUCAUGCCCCAAAUCUUGUGCAGUUUUUGGGCAUUGUGUUGUAACUGGUCAGUUUUAUACAGAAGCUGGGUUUAAUAUUUCUUGAUCUAUGCUGGAUAUGUGGAGGAAAAAGGCUUUUUUGUGAGGUGGGAGUUAAAAAGUCAACUUCUGUAAGUAGGUCAUGACCCUUAUGUAUUUAGAUGGCAUGCGAAGGGAAUUGCUAAUUUUGUACAGAUGUAAUAUCUUAAUUUUAUCACCCGAUUGCAGGACAACUUUCCUGCAAUGCAGGAAAUGUUUAACUUGUAGUGUAUUUGAGGUUUUAAAAGGUUUUAAAAGUUUGUAAUUGCCGUUUAGAAGUUUGACUUGAUUUUACCUUACAAAAAAAUGUAUCAACCCCUACUCAAAUGUCCAUAAAAUAUAAUCCACAAAGUAAUUUCAGUUUCCUGUUGCUGCAGGAUUAUUUUCUUGCUGUAUCAAACUUGCUCAAAUGAAGAUCCUACAUCUGUAGAAUUAGGCGCCUGCCUUUUUGUACAUUUUCAAAAUAAUCUGUAUUUUUUUAUAACCAUUGUCUAAAUAAAAGUACAGAAUUGUUUUAA
Molecule: messenger RNA, 2160 nt
Organism: Salmo salar (Atlantic salmon)
Lineage: Eukaryota; Metazoa; Chordata; Actinopteri; Salmoniformes; Salmonidae
Source: RefSeq, a predicted model, not a curated record